Molecule: messenger RNA, 1494 nt
Organism: Tarenaya hassleriana
Lineage: Eukaryota; Viridiplantae; Streptophyta; Magnoliopsida; Brassicales; Cleomaceae
Product: equilibrative nucleotide transporter 1-like
Exons: 4
Coding region: 93-1370 (425 amino acids)
Biological process (GO): nucleoside transmembrane transport
Cellular component (GO): plasma membrane
Molecular function (GO): nucleoside transmembrane transporter activity
Source: RefSeq, a predicted model, not a curated record
CUCCAUUAUUUAUUUCUCGGCUAACCUGACAUUCCAAAACGACGCCCUUUCCGACGCGGCUACGCAGGAUAUUGACUACCCGUUGACUUCUAAUGGGUCUCGCCGGGAAACCCGCCGUCGCCAUUUCCGACCGAUUACCGGAGUCCUCCCUGCUUCUCAUCCCUCACGAGGGCUCCAUAUGCAAAAUCCCCUCCGAUUCUUUUCACUUCGCCUACAUCAUCUACUUCACUCUGGGCGUCGGCUUCCUUCUUCCAUGGAAUGCCUUCAUCACCGCCGUCGAUUACUUCUCCUAUCUCUACCCCGCCGCCUCCGUCGACCGGAUCUUCGCCGUCAUUUACAUGCUUGUCGGUCUCGUCUUCCUCCUCCUCAUCGUCGUCUUCUAUGCCCACAAGUAUAACGCCUGCAUCCGCAUCAAUCUCGGCCUCUCCCUCUUUGUCGUGACCUUGCUCGUGGUUCCCAUCAUGGAUCUGGUCUACAUCAAGGGGCGGGUCGGGCUCUACGCCGGGUUCGAUGUCACCGCCGUCGCCGUCGCCCUCUCCGGAAUUGCCGACGCUCUUAUGCAGGGCGGUCUCAUCGGCGUCGCUGGUCAGUUACCGGAGAGGUACAUGCAGGCUGUCCUCGCCGGAACCGCAGGCUCCGGGGUUCUUGUUUCAUUUCUGAGAAUCUUAACUAAAGCUGUAUACCCUCAAGAUCCAGAUGGGCUACGGAAAAGCGCAAAUCUUUACUUUGCUGUGGGAAUUGUUGUUAUGGUCAUCUGUUUUGUGUUCUACAACGUAGCAGACAGACUUCCUGUCAUAAAGUAUUAUGAUGAACUCAAGAACGAGGCUAUAAACGAGGAGAAACAGGCAAAAGGUUCUUUAACAGGAUCCGUAUGGAGAAAGACCCUCUGGGAAAUUGUGGUGAGAGUAAAAUCCUACGGCUUUGGGAUUGUUCUCAUCUACAUUGUGACCCUUUCAAUAUUUCCAGGCUUCAUCACUGAGGAUGUUCAUUCAGAAUCUCUCAAGGACUGGUACCCGGUUCUGCUCAUUGCGGCCUACAACGUGUUUGACUUGGUGGGCAAGUCAUUGACGGCAGUGAUUAUGCUCGAGGACGAGAAAAUUGCAGUUGGAGGUUGCAUUGCAAGGCUGUUGUUUUACCCGCUCUUCUGGGGUUGCUUGCACGGUCCGAGGUUUCUAAGGACAGAGAUUCCGGUUACUCUUCUUACAUGCCUCUUGGGACUCACUAAUGGGUACUUAGCGAGUGUUCUGAUGAUUCUUGCUCCGAAAUCCGUUCAGUUGAAACACUCCGAGACUGCAGGUAUCGUAACCGUACUGUUCUUGGUUACGGGUUUGGCUGCUGGGUCGAUCUUGGCUUGGUUCUGGGUCGUCUGAUUCACCCAAAACAUACUGGUGAAUCGUGUGUAGGAGUGGAAUAUAUGAAUAGGACAGGGAAAGAACCAAACUUCUAUGUCGUAGGAGCAGAAGCCACGUGAACUGCUUCUAUCUCAUAUCAGAU